This is a messenger RNA of Microtus ochrogaster (prairie vole), 3893 nucleotides long. RefSeq names its product minichromosome maintenance complex binding protein (gene Mcmbp). NCBI's taxonomy places the organism in Eukaryota, Metazoa, Chordata, Mammalia, Rodentia, Cricetidae. Gene Ontology annotation, biological process: DNA-templated DNA replication. Gene Ontology annotation, molecular function: chromatin binding. The record is from RefSeq and is a predicted model, not a curated record.
CUCCACCCAGGUCGCAGGCUGCGUGGUCGGUGGCCGCGAUUUCCCGCCAUUGUGAGAAGUGGAGGUGGGGACCGCCGCGCCGCUCCUGCCACGGGUCAGCAGCUCCGAGGCGCUCGUCACCGCGGCAGAGUCUCCCGGAGGCCCGCGGCUCGCGACGCCCCCGCGCGUGGGAGGGCGCGGACGAGCCCCCGAGGAGCCGCCGGGUUCCGAGCGCGCUCGGCCCACGGAGAAGCUCCUCACGGGCCGCGCUGGCCCCGGCUCUCAGCGCCAUGCCCUGUGGAGAAGACUGGCUGAGCCACCCGCUCGGCAUCGUGCAGGGCUUCUUCGCCCAAAAUGGAGUUAAUCCCGAUUGGGAGAAGAAAGUUAUAGAAUACUUCAAGGAAAAGCUGAAGGAAAAUAAUGCUCCUAAAUGGGUACCAUCAUUGAAUGAAGUUCCCCUUCAUUAUUUGAAGCCUAACAGCUUUGUCAAGUUUCGUUGCAUGAUUCAGGAUAUGUUUGACCCUGAGUUUUACAUGGGCGUUUAUGAGACAGUUAACCAGAACACAAAAGCUCGGGUUCUUCAUUUUGGAAAAUACAGGGAUAUAGCAGAAUGUGGGCCUCAACAGGAGCUUGACUUAAACUCUCCACGAUCUACCACGGCAGAAAGACAGACCUUCUACUGUGUCCCAGUGCCUGGAGAAUCUUCAUGGGUCAAAGAGGCCUAUGUCAAUGCAAACCAAGCUCGAGUCAGUCCCUCGACUUCCUAUACUCCCAGUCGGCACAAGAGGAGUUAUGAAGAUGAUGACGAUAUGGACCUACAGCCCAACAAGCAGAAAGACCAACAUGCAGGUGCCAGGCAAGCAGGGGGCCUCGGUGGUCUUCACUGGUGCGGAGAGCCAAAACGCUUAGAAACUGAAGCUUCCAGUGGGCAACAGCUGAACUCCUGGAACCUCUCUUCCCCAUUUGAUCUGAACUUCCCCCUGCCAGGAGAGAAGGGCCCUGCCUGCCUCGUUAAGGUCUAUGAAGACUGGGACUGCUUCAAAGUCAAUGACGUUCUUGAGUUAUAUGGUGUGCUGUCUGUAGAUCCUGUCCUGAGCAUACUGAAUAAUGAAGAAAGGGAUGCUUCUGCACUGCUGGACCCCAUGGAGUGCUCAGACAUGGCAGAGGAGCAGAGGGUUCACAGUCCUCCAGCUUCGUUAGUGCCAAGAAUUCAUGUCAUUUUAGCCCAGAAGCUGCAGCACAUCAAUCCUUUGUUACCCACUUGCCUUAACAAGGAGGAGAGCAGAGCCUGUAAGUUUGUAUCCAGUUUCAUGUCUGAGUUGUCUCCAGUCAGAGCAGAGCUGCUUGGAUUCCUCACUCAUGCACUCUUGGGAGAUAGUUUGGCUGCAGAAUACCUUAUAUUACAUCUCAUCUCAACAGUAUAUACAAGAAGAGACGUUCUUCCACUAGGAAAAUUUACAGUUAACCUGAGUGGCUGCCCACAAAAUAGCACCUUCACAGAACACCUCUAUCGGAUCAUUCAACACCUUGUCCCAGCAUCUUUUCGUCUACAGAUGACGAUAGAAAACAUGAACCAAUUGAAACUCAUUCCCCACAAAGACUAUACAGCCAACCGAUUGGUCAGCGGUCUCCUCCAGCUGCCCAACAACACGUCCCUGGUCAUUGAUGAGACUCUUCUAGAGCAGGGGCAGUUGGACACCUCAGGUGUUCAUAAUGUGACUGCCCUGAGCAACCUGAUAACCUGGCAGAAGGUAGACUAUGACUUCAGUUACCACCAGAUGGAGUUCCCGUGCAACAUCAACGUCCUCAUCACUUCUGAGGGGAGGUCCCUGCUCCCGGCAGACUGCCAGAUUCACUUACAGCCCCAGCUGAUCCCGCCCAACAUGGAAGAGUACAUGAACAGCCUUCUCUCAGCCGUGCUGCCGUCUGUGCUCAACAAGUUCCGCAUCUACCUGACCCUCCUGAGAUUUCUGGAUUACAACAUCUCAGAUGACAUAACCAAGGCGGUUGAAGAUGACUUCGUGGAAAUGCGUAAAAACGACCCUCAGAGUAUCACAGCAGAUGAUCUCCACCAGCUGCUUGUGGUGGCUCGGUUUCUGUCCCUGAGCGCUGGCCAGACCACACUGUCACGAGAGCGAUGGCUGAGAGCAAAGCAGCUGGAGUCGUCCAGAAAACACAGGCUUCAGCAGCACAAGUGUGUGAACGGGAAUGAGCUUUAGACUCUGAACUGGAGAAGAACGGGCAAGCUACAGCCUCCAUGCUGCACAGCUCAGAUCUGUUUAUACCAUACUGUUUUAUAGAUGAUUUGUAGGCAAAAAAACAAUGACUUUUCCUGAAAUCAAGCCUGGUGACACCUAAAGUUUAUAUGAUUCUCUGUAAGGGCUUUUACCUUACUGGUUUUAUGGAGUUUUGGAGUUUGUUUUAUAAUUAGUUAUGAUGUACAAAAAUGUAUUUGAUAUUAAAGGUUUAAUAAUGAUAAUGUUGCUGAUCAUACCAUUUCCUUAGCCGUAGCUACAGCUUAGGCCAGACUCUUCGAAUGCCGGCUUCCCCUGAAGCUGUGCAUCCACGCCUGUGUGAGUGCAGUCUGUCUGAGUUUAUCUAGUCGGGACGCACAUGCCAUUCCCCUGAAGCUGUGCAUCCACAUCUGUGUGAAUACCGUCUGUCUGAGUUUAUCUAGUUGGGACGUACUUGGCAUUGAUUCGUGAGCUCUCUAGUGUCAGUGUCCACAUCUGGACAGAUACUUUCCCCCCUUAGCAGCUGUUAAUAACCUGCAGAAGUAGGCUUUUCCAUGGCAGGCGUCCCCAACUUUUAGAUUUCAUACACUAGUAAUACUUCCAGAGAUUUCUGGAGUAGGGUUGCCAAUUGAUUUUGCCAAAAUGUGAUCAUCAUUUUGUUUCCAUGAAAGGACACCCUCAGACAGGAGGCUCUUGAUGGGACAGAUGCGGCUCUGUGAUUCAGGUCACUACAUUGUUCUUAGCUCCUCUCACACCCUGCAUUUGGGAACUGUCAUUUUAAGGGACUCUGAAGGGAACCUUGUCCGAACAUGAAGACUUGAGUUAAUCUUUUUUCCGGUGCUGUGUGUUGAACUCUGGCCUCUCACGUGAGAUGUGUUCUCUACCACUAAGCUGCACCCUUAGCCUGGUGUGUGUGUGUGGGGGGGUGACUUUGAAUCAUUUUCCUCAUUAUUUAGCUGAUUUGAUGAUCGUGCUGGAUUUUAAGCUUUUAAUAUGAGUUUAUCAGAUAGCUUCCAAGUGUGUUAGAUGGGUAACAUCAUUUGCUAGUGCGGUAAAGGCCCAUACAUUACAAGUAGGCUUCCCAGACCUAUUCAUUUUGAUAUGCAUAUUUUCAAAUAAAAGUUAUUACUUAUAAUUUGCAAAUUAAUAUAGAAUUGUGGCAACAGUAAUCUUCAGAAAGGUUAGAAUAGUGCUUUUAAGCUCUCUGUGGUGCGCUUGAAGAUGAAUUCAUUUGGAAACAGGUGAGUUCAGUGGUCCCUUAUCUUUUUCCUGCUGAAGAGGCUUGCAUUGACAUUGUUAACCAAGGAAACAGGGUCAGCCUUGAUAAGUCAAGGAAUUAGCUUGAUGAGAGGAAGUACAGACUACUAGUUGUUCAGCAUUCUUUCCUAACCUCAAAUCUAUUUUUCUAAGCUAAUGUAAAUAGUGUUCAUAUUAGAAUUCUAACUGGUUUUCAUUUUUAUAACUGGUAGACAAGCUCUUCCUUAAACCUUUGAAAAUAAGAUGUUCACAUAGAUUUUUGAAAAUACUUUUUUGUCCUAGAACAAAGUUUUUAGUUUGUCUUGUCAAACUGUACCAAUGUAAACUGUAAUUUACCAAAGAGAAGUCAUAAUUUUGCUUGAUCUUACAGAAAAGUUCCCUUGAGUAACCAUGUCCAGUAAAUAAAACUUCAAAUUACCAGUA